Molecule: messenger RNA, 5337 nt
Organism: Frankliniella occidentalis (western flower thrips)
Lineage: Eukaryota; Metazoa; Arthropoda; Insecta; Thysanoptera; Thripidae
Product: roundabout homolog 2-like
Exons: 19
Coding region: 926-4579 (1217 amino acids)
Biological process (GO): axon guidance; cell-cell adhesion
Cellular component (GO): axon; plasma membrane
Molecular function (GO): protein binding
Source: RefSeq, a predicted model, not a curated record
UCCAGUCAGUGCCCCGCGUCGUGUCCGUUGAUUGUAGAUUUACCUGUGAAAUGUUUGGUUUUAUUUUCGGUCUCUUCCGCGAAAUUCUGUCGGAUGACAACAGGAAAGAAGGGGGGAAAAGCUGUCGUUAUGUACAGGUGCAAUUACGCGAGAAGACAGUGUGUUAACUCGCCAGGUGCCGGGCCAGGCUGGCUGGAGGUUAGUCGUCUCGCCUCGGCUUGUUUACAGCUGUGCACCGGCCGAGUGUGAUUCUCAAUUAGCACUUUAACACCUCUUUGGUUCCGGCGGGCUGCGCGCGGCGCGGGGCCGCGGCCCGGGCCGCUGGCAGAUAAAAUCGGAUAAAUAAAAUGACCACAGCGGACCUACGAUCACAGUCCGGUCCGGUUGGAGUGUUUGGACAGCUUGGCGUUACACCCACCUUGGUUACACCUGCACACCGGCUUCAACUCACAGGAUCAUGAACACCGAGCAGGAGGAGAGCAUCUCUUCCACUCCCUGCUGCGAGAGAACUCUCUCCUGUGGCACUGCCUCUCUCGCACUGCUCUUGGGUUCACAGGAGCACAGCAGUCAGUCCCCCGGACCAACCACAACUACAACAGCAACAACAGCGGUGUCGCGCACCACCGUACCGCAGCAGCAGCUGACCGCGUGUGUGUGUGUGUCGCAGUGCAUAAUUAAUCCACGUAUCGUUGUGGUGUUGGUGUUCGCGCGUGUCAGUGUGUGUGUGUGUGUGUGUGUGUGGCCCGGCCCAGGGCGCUGUGCCAAGCCAAGUAAUGACCUCCUAAUUGGUCGGGAGCGGCGUCGAACCGAAAAGUGAAGUGCUUCUCGCGUGUGUGAUGGAAUAACCCUGCCCCUGCCCGACAUCGACGACCCUCUCAGCGUGUCGUCGUCUCCGUCGUCGUCGCGGGACCUCCUCAUCGUCGCCAUGGUGGUGGCCAGGAUGCCGUCGAUGACCCCGCCCUCUUCUUGGAUCGCGGCGUUGGCCCUGGUCGCCGUCCUCAGCUUUGCCGAAGCAGGUGGCGGGUACGACGACGGCCGGCCGCCGCGCAUCACGGAGCACCCCGUGUCGGCCGUGGUGCCCCGGCACGACCCGGUCACGCUGAGCUGCAAGGCGGACGGCCGCCCGGCGCCCAACGUGUCGUGGACCAAGGACGGCGAGCGGCUGGCGGGGCCCGGCCUGCACCGCGUCCUCCUGCCCGGCGGCAACCUCUUCUUCCUCCGCGCCGAGCCCGCCGACGCCGGCGUCUACCGCUGCGUCGCCUCCAACGGCGCGGGCCAGGCCGUCUCCAAGGACGCCACCCUCGAGGUCGCAUUUCUGCGCCACGACUUCCGGCUGCUGCCCACCUCCCAGCUCGUGUCUGCCGGGGAGACGACGCUGCUGCAGUGCGGCCCUCCCCGCGGCCGCCCGGAGCCCACCGUCUUCUGGAAGAAGGACGGCCGCCGCGUCGACCCGACCGCCGACAAGAGGGUGCGGCUAGUGGACGGCGCGAACCUAGCCAUCCAGGGCGCGCGCGCGGCCGACUCGGGCCGCUACCAGUGCGUGGCGCAGAACGCGGGCGGGGUGCGCGAGGCGCCCGACGUGCUGGUGCAGGUGGCGGUGCCGCCCUCGCUGCAGAAGGGCCCGCAGGACACGACGGCGCUGGUCGGCACCGACGUCGAGUUCCCCUGCUCGGUUACCGGCGACCCGUCCCCGGACGUGCUCUGGCGCCGCAGCAGCGAGCCGCCCCCCGGAGCCGCCCCCGGAGCCGGUGCCGCCGCCGCUGCCCCCAGCGGGGCGCCGCCCGCGGGCCUCGCCAUGCCCCUCAACCGCGUCCACGUGACGGAGGCGCGCGCGCUCAGGAUCUCCAACGUGCAGCUGUCGGACGCCGGCCAGUACAUCUGCGAGGCGGACAACAAGGCGGGCGCCCUCAACGCGGCCGCCACCCUGACCGUCAUAUCCAUGCCCGUGCUCAGCACGUCGCCGCCCGGGCUCGUGACCGUGGAGGAGGGCGGGGACGCCGUGGUGGAGUGCGGCGCCCAGGGCUCGCCUGCCCCCUCGCUCUUCUGGGCCCUGAAGGGCAACCGGUCGCUGCUCGCCCCGGGGACCACGGCCGGCCGCUUCAGCGUGGAGCGCUCACCCCAGGGGACCGCUGUCCUCACCGUCCGGAAUCUGACACGAGCUGACACAGGUGCAGUUCUCAUAUGCUCUGCGGUGAACUCGGCGGGCGCACUGGUGGCGAAAACGAGACUCCUCGUACUUGGUAACGACGAAGUUCCCCCACCAGUCAUUGAGAAUGGCCCGAGCAACCAGACGCUGCCCCUGCGGUCGUCGGUCGUCCUGCCAUGCACAACUUCUGGGAAGCAACAGGCAACUAUCACCUGGUUCAAAGAUGACAAACCCCUGGUUGGAAAGGGUCCAAGAAUUAAGAUCGAGGCCGAUGGUUCAUUGUCUAUUCAAGCUACAGAAUUGUCGGAUAGUGGAGAGUAUAAAUGUGUCGCCUCUUCCAAACGAGGGCAUUCUUCACUUUCUGCGUGGCUGACUCUCUCAAGUUCCAUGCCUGACAAAAACGAGAAAAAAGGAUUUCCACCAGGACCCCCGAGCCGUCCUCAUGUUGUCAGUAGCACAAACACUAGCAUAACACUGGCUUGGAGACGGAACAACAAAGCAGGAUCCUCUGCUCUUAUUGGAUACCAGGUGGAAAUGUUUGGACCUGAGAAAGACGGAUGGGAAGUUGUGGCACAGAGAGUUCCAUCUUCAACAUACACUCAGAAGGAUUUGAUACCAGGUGUAGCCUACUCGUUUGUUAUAAGAGCUGAAAACUCGAAUGGGUUCUCCCAGCCAUCAGAACUGACAAUUCCAAUAGUUCUACCCCUGAAUGAGGCUGAGGCCAAUUUUGAAUCAGAUCUUGAAGAGGAUGCCUCUGUGGAAGAUGGCCCUGUCGUACGACUGAGUCAAGUCAUUCCAGUUUCUGCUUCAUCAGUAAAAUUGCUGUGGGAGGUUCUUGAUCCUGAUCAGAUGUCUGGAUUGAGCAUCUAUUGGCGUUCAGUAAAUGAAGACACGCUUCACACGUUAUCUGUUUUGCAAUCUGGUCCGCCUUCACUUGGAUUUAUAGUGACAGGCCUCAACUGCUACACAAAGUACCAAUUUUUCUUGGUGCCAUUUAACAACGCUGGUGAAGGAAGGCCAUCAAACAUUCAAGGAGCUCGCACUUUGGCCGAUGCUCCAACGGCACCACCAGCACACCUAGAGGCUCACUUCCUGAACGUUAGCACAGUUUCAAUCACUUGGAGUCCUCCUCCAGCUGUUUCUCAUAAUGGUCUCAUUGAAAGCUAUGAGGUUGUGGUGAAAGGUGGCGAUCCCCCAGAACUUCUCAGCAAUGUUACAUUGAAUGCUGAUCCAACAGGAUCUCAGCAACUCCUUUUGUCAAAUCUCUCUCAACAAGUGACAUAUCAUGUCAUAGUCGCUGCUGCUACUUCUGCUGGUCGUGGACCUUUUAGCACUCCGAUUAUAUUUCAAUCUCCAGCAGGUGGUAGCAGACAAAUCACUAAUAGUGAAACAACUGAUACCCCUUCUUCUAAUAAUCAUCCCACAAUUCAUCGAGAACCCGGAGUAUCUACUGGUGGCAAUAACAAUGACUUGGUGACAGAGACCUGGUUUAUGGCUUUGCUUGGAAGCAUGGUUGCUGUGAUGGUUUUAUUGUUUUCUGCAAUUUUGUUCCUUCACCGAAGGCAACACAGAGCUAAGAAGGGAGGAUAUCCACACCUUCAUAUGUAUGAUUCGCGAUCCAAUGGUGGUGUUUUGAGUCUUAAAGGAGCUGAAGCAGAAGUGGAGGUUGAAGGUGCUCCCCUUUGCAUUGCUCCAAGACCUGGGGCACGUAUGGUUUGGGGUACAAACACUACUUUAAGUGGUGGUGGCUCCAUAAGUGGACCUGAGUAUGCGGAGGCAAGACCUUUACGGAGUGAUUGUCAAGGUUCAGUUGGAAAUUCAGAGUAUGCAGAGGUGAAAAGCAAAUACUCUCUUUUAAGCACGUUCCAUGGACAUGGCAGUCACCCUUACCCUCACUCGCACCACAGUCGUCCUCACAGUGGCUGCCGAGGGAUAGAGUACAGUGAGGGAGGGGGAUGCUGUGGAUGUGACUAUGAGUCAACUAGUCAGUGCUGUAGUGGCAGUGGCAGUGGUAGUGGAGCUUCUGAUGGAUCUGGAAGUACAGUGGCUUAUGCAACCACUACUCUCGUAGAAAGUGUCAAAGCAGCCCCUUCCCGUGUUGCUCCUCCAUCAAAUCUGCCUUUUCCUUCUCUAAGCUGGAGUCGCAGCUGUGGACCAACAGUUUGUACUCCACAAACUAAAAGACCUAGAGAUGGACAUUAUUCUGACACUUACCAGCAGAAUGAUAUCUCUAGAAGCUUAGGACAGAAGCGGACAGCAACAACUCUCAAUUUAAAAGGACAGCAGUGGCUUAAGGGCCGCAAUAAUGGAUCCAGCAAGAACUUGCCACCUCACCCUCCACCAUCACAACUUCAAUCUGGAUUGGCAUUCUUAAGAACUCCUCAAUAUAAUGAUUAUGCCUUUUGUCACACAUCAUCACCGCUCAGAGAUUAGAAAUUAGAAUUGCCAAAACAAUAUUAUGUUAUUGCUUUGAUAUUAUUUUUCAUUGCCUAUUGCUCAAGGUUUGGGUCAAGGGUCUCAUUUCUGUAUGAUGCCUUUGGUACAGAUUUUGAAGGUAGGUUGACUGUAUGACUGUAUUUUGCAGGAAUGGUCAGUAGACCAAACAAGUUUAUCUUUUUGAAGUUCGGUAUGAUAGAUGUCAUAUUUGUGUGUGUAGUAUCAGUUUAGGAAACAGUUAUCCUAAUCCUGGAUUUCCCUAGUCAAAUUGAAAGAUGAAGUAGAUUGAGUAAUGUAGGUACUAAAAAUGUAAUUUGAAUCAGCAGACAUACUUUAUAGUAAUACUUCAAUACAAGAUAAUCCAUGAAAAUUUAUGCUAAAAGUAAAACUAUCAGGAUUUCUAUCAUAGCUAGUUAAACAUGCAACCAGAUGUCUUAUUUCCUAAGACAAAAUCAUCAGCUCUAGUCAAAAGUAACGUGCAUAAAAUGAAUUAUAUUGUGUGUAUAUUUUUUAUUGUGUACAGAGUUCUGGAUAACUUCCCUGUGUAAUAAAUUGCCAUAAAAGUAUCCAGUCUUAAAUACGCUCCUAGUCUUAUUGUUGAAUUGUGUAAAUUGUAUAUAUUACCUGAUUAAACUGUUAAUACUGAAUUGUACAAAGUAAGAAGAAAUAUGGGUCUGUAAAAAUGUAAACCUUUGUAAAACAUUGUUUUUAAUACUGGUUUGUACAAAUAUAACAGUUAAUUGUUUCCUUAAAAA